AUGUCAUCAGAAUGGCCCGAUGCACAAAUAUCCAAUAUACAGAAGACUUUACAAAACAGUUGGCAAAUCCCGUACAUAUCUCUGUUUGCUCGUGUUUUUUGUGAUGCUUUUCAAUUAUUUGACUUUCAUCAAGAAGAAUUGGAAGAUGCUUUAUUAUCAGAUAAUCCCGAUGAAAUUCAUCCAUUUCUUCAAGAGCUUCUCAUUUCUCUUCUCUCCGGAUUGAUACGUUUACACGUCAAUUCAUCAAAUAUGUUUAACAUGCUUAGUAAUGUCCUCAAACGAUGUGAUCUGACAAUAAGUACCUCUUCCACUCCGUCAACUCUAAUGACGAUUUCUGAUGAUACCAUAAGUACAACUGAAUGGCAAGAAAUGUCGAUUUUCGAAAAAGUCACUGUACUUCGAGCUCUGUGUGAUGCACGUUUGAAUAAAGCUGAAGUCGAUCAAGUGACAGAGAAUAUGCCUGCUGAUUCGUUACGUUUUGAACCGUUUGGUGAAGAUUCUCGUGGAAAUAAACUCUGGUAUUUCGGUGAUACGCGAUUGUAUUGUGAUUCAUGGAAUAAACAUACUGAAACUUCGACAUGGGAAUGUGUUUGUCGGACAUUAGAUGAAUGGAAUGUUUUUAUUGAAAAUUUUCGCAAAUCAUGUUCGAAAAAGAAUUCUAGUCUCAAAGAUCGUAAACUACUCGAACGUUUAGAAGCGUUAAAUACUGAUUUGCCCGAUAUAUAUUCGCGUAAGGAUCGUGAUCGACUUCGUCGAUGGACAUCCUAUGAACCUAAACGGUCGUCAACACGUCUCGAAGUCAAACGACAGCAACGACUUGAGUUAGAAGAAAUAACACAGGAGCAAAAAGCGCGACAUGAUAAAUUUCUUGAAUUUAAGCGACGACAGGAAGAAAUUAUCGCCAAAGAAAAAGAACGCUUAGAACGGAAUGAACGUGUGAAAAGAAGAGAAGAACGUGCAGAUCGUAUUCGGCGUCGGACAGCAGCUGGAUCUUCGGCAGGUCAGAAUGGAGGUGAAUUUGAUGAGAAUAGCAACACGUCAUCAUCUUUUCUCAAUGAUGAAAAUAGUCAUCCAAUGGAUACAAAUGAUGUUCAUCAAAAAGUAUUAACAUUGUUACGAACAAAUGAGAACAGUUGGCCAUUCCUUGAAGCAGUUACCGAAGAAUUAGCACCGAAUUAUUUCUCCAUAAUUGAGAAACCCAUUGAUCUGUCGACUAUUCAGCAAAAGAUCAAUGAUAAAAUUUAUGUUAAUAAUUCCGAGGAAUUCGUUCAUGACAUUGAACUGAUGGUCGCCAAUUGUGAACAGUACAACGGCAAACGAAGCAUUCUGGGUCGAUUAGCAAAUCGUCUUCUUCAGUAUUUCAAAGAAUGCUGGUCUGAAUAUCAACCUAAUGCUACUCACCUUGAUGAUGACGAUAUGGACAAAUCGAAUCAUCGGGAAAAUUCACUAAGAAAAUCAAAUAUGACGACGCGGGAUAAAAAUAAUAAUACGAAAACAAGAAAAAAUUAUCGACAAUUAGCCGGUCUAAGUGAUGAUGAUGAUUUUGACAAUGAAACCGAAUACACACCUAUGCCUAGUUCAAAACGAGCUCGUCAUUCAGCUCCUCCCGUACCAAUUUACAUAACUGUGGAUCCCAACUCUCCUGCAUAUAUUGUUUAUCAUGAUCAUUCGUACUUCAUUCGUCACGAAUCAACAAAUUCUUCGAAUGAGAACUCUCAACGACGAAAACCAACGAUUUCUAUUACUAAUAAUCCAUCUCACUCAACACAAGAGAAACCAGCAUCGACAUCAGUUGCUGCUCUUAAUCAAUUGUUUCUAGAACACCAACAAAAGAGCAAAACUUCUCAAUCCGAGACUUCCACAUCAUCAUCAUCGAAUACAGUCGAUCUAACUGCUAUACUUCGUGCAUUACUAAUUAAACAAGGACAUCAUUUACCGCCUCCUCCGCCAACAGCUGCUUUGUAG
Adineta ricciae is the source of this 1965-nucleotide messenger RNA. The record is from the annotation of a GenBank genome assembly. Lineage: Eukaryota; Metazoa; Rotifera; Eurotatoria; Adinetida; Adinetidae.